GGCCCAGUUCCGCGUUGUGCCGGGCCCAGCGGAGCUGCUGGAGCGUGGGGCAGCAGCUUUGCAAGAGGAAUUGCUUUGGGCUCGAGUGCUGCAGAGCUGAGGACCUGGUUGGGCUCUUCCACCACCUUCAGAUCCUGGAGAAGUGGUGGAGAGGGAAUAACUGUGAGGAGCUGGAAGGGAUCCCCACACGUGAGUGAUCUAUGAAAUGGCAGAGAAUGGCACAGACUGUGACCAGAGGCGCAUAAGAAUGAGCAAAGAGCAGCACAAUGGGAACUUCACAGAUUCCUCGAUGCUGAGUGAGCGGAAGCGAAGGGAGCGAGAGGAGAGGUUGAAUAUUGUACUGUGGAAAAAACCGCUUGUUACCUUGCAGUAUUUUUGCCUGGAAACUCUAAUAAACUUGAAGGAAUGGACCAUAAAAUUGUGGCGGCGGCGAGGGGCCCUGGUGUUUGUGUUGCUGGCACUGGCAGUGCUCACAGCCAUGUACUACAUCGAGGGGACACAUCAACAGUAUGUGCGGUACAUGGAGAAGAAGUUCUUCUGGUGUGCCUACUGGGUAGGAUUGGGCAUUCUCUCCUCUGUUGGGCUUGGAACAGGUCUCCACACCUUUCUGCUCUACUUGGGUCCACACAUAGCCUCAGUCACUCUUGCUGCCUAUGAAUGUAACUCUGUGAAUUUUCCUGAGCCUCCUUACCCGGAUCAGAUUAUCUGCCCUGAUGAGGAGACAACUGAAGGCUCCAUCUCUUUGUGGGCAAUCAUCUCAAAAGUCAGGCUGGAGGCCUGCAUGUGGGGUGCUGGUACAGCCAUUGGAGAGCUGCCCCCAUAUUUCAUGGCGAGGGCAGCCCGGCUGUCGGGUGCUGAACCUGAUGAUGAGGAGUACCAGGAAUUCGAGGAGAUGCUGGAACACGCAGAGACUGCACAAGACUUUGCUUCCCGGGCCAAACUGGCAGUGCAGAACCUGGUGCAGAAGGUUGGGUUCUUUGGGAUCCUGGCCUGUGCCUCGAUCCCAAACCCCCUGUUUGACCUGGCUGGGAUAACUUGUGGCCACUUUCUGGUUCCCUUCUGGACCUUCUUCGGUGCAACCUUGAUUGGAAAAGCCGUGAUUAAAAUGCACAUCCAGAAACUCUUUGUUAUUAUCACCUUCAGCAAACACAUCGUGGAGCAGAUGGUGGCCCUCAUCGGUGCUAUUCCGAGUAUAGGUCCUUCUCUUCAGAAGCCAUUUCAAGAAUAUUUGGAAGCUCAGAGGAUAAAACUUCACCACAAAUCCGACAGUGCUGUGCCACAGGGGGAAAACUGGCUAUCCUGGAUAUUUGAAAAAUUGGUGAUUGUCAUGGUUUGUUAUUUUAUCUUGUCUAUAAUCAACUCCAUGGCCCAGAGCUAUGCCAAGCGACUGCAACAGAAGAUGUACUCGGAAGAAAAAACCAAAUGAGCUUGGAAAAAAUGGGAAAAAACCCCUCAGGAUGGGUUUUGGCAGACACAAGAAAUGGCACAUCUUUUCAUAUGUUUAAAAAUCAGCAUUAUUCAAAAAGGGGAAAAAAUUUUAACACCCAUUUUCAACUCUUAACAAGUUUUUUUUGUUUGAUUUUGAAAGUAAUUUGGAUAUUAGAGCAACGGUUUCAUUGACAAACUUAAAUUCUACGGUAAGGUGUAAAUGUUCACGUUGUGUUUUACAGGAUGGACAAUGGGAUGUUGUUAAAUAGAGUUUAACACAAAUGUUGUCCAUCCAAAUUACUUCCAAAACUGAUGAUAUAAUACUCUCCAUCUCCUGAUUUAACUUCAGACUGACCUGAGGGUAACGUUUUCUUUUGAAGGGUGGCUGGUUUGCUUUUUCCAUAAGUUUCAAGACCAUGAAAAUGUAAAUAACUGAGUCCAGGUCGGGUACAAACUGUUGCAUGUCCCUCAUGGUAAGGCUGUUCUGUCUGAAUUCCCAGUGUCCCAUUGCAUUGCACGCUGGAAAAGCCACCCUCUCCAACUUCAUGAUGUUAGCAGAGAUGGUUGAUGUCAAAAUGCUGAAGCCAACAUUUUUUAUUCUGUAUAUUUAGAAUGAAGUUAAGAUAAAAACUUUAUAAAGUCAUCUUAUGAUCAUUCCAGAAUUUCUUGUGUCAGUCUUUUUAAGCUGCUUCUUUUCCUCUCUCACUUUUGGAUGCUCUGUGCAUGUUUGCUCAUCCUUCCUGCACUAAUGGUGCUCAGACCCUUUGUUCUCUUUUUGUUUUGUUCUUUUUUUGUUGGUGUUUUUUUUUCCUUCAGAACUUCUGGCUUAGUGCAAAGGGAGGAGGAAGGCUGUGCCUUGUUUGGAGCACAGUCACUGCCUAAAUAGGUUAAAUGGAGAACGAGAUUGGUUAUCCUAAAUUCUGCUCAGGUGUUUGCCCCUGAGACCAGAACUGUGGGCAGUGGAGGAGAAGAGAGAGGGAAGAGUUCAGUUCCAGCUGAAAGCAGAUUCUGUGUCUACCCAGUAAUGGUGCAGAGAACUUCAGAGAACCUUUAACCUCGUGCUUUUAGUCAGCUUUGUUUUGGUCAGCAUGUGCCAGUUGAGAUGUACAGGAACAGAACUGAUAUUAAAAUGCCUCUUUUCCCUCUUCAGUGCAUCAGUCCCCACUGCUGCUGUACCUGCAUUGCUCUCAUCACUUGUGAACGAUUGGUUUUUAUUUUAUCCUAGCAGGGUAAGAUGAAGAAUUAAUUUGCCUUUCUAAUUAGCGUUGUCAGGAGGUGGCCCAGAGCCCUGAGCUGCAGCUUAGCUUAUCUUAGGCUGCUCCUUGGGCCGGGUUAGGCAGGGCUGGGGGUUUUGCAGCUGUGUUGUGUUGGAGCCUGUUGUGUUGCCAGCGUCGUGCCAUGCCAUGGCUGUACCAUCCUGUCGGAUAGCUUAUCAGACUGAUGUUGACUGUUGGAUCUCAUGGCAACAACAGUCGGUAGGCUGUCUGACAUUUUGGUAUCUCUCAUCUGACCGUUCCUCAUCCAUCCCCAGCUGUUUCCAUUGAGCAUCAGCAGCUCCUCAGUGUCUGUGCUUGGGCUGGGAUUGAGCUCCGAGUGCCGCGGUCCUGCAGAACAAAGCCCUGGAAAAGCUUCCCCUGGGCGGGGCUGAGGUUUGUGCCCAUUCCUUGGCUUCCCAGGGAACUUCAGUGCUGGGAAUGGCUGGGGAGGAUGUGCAUGGACUGCUCCAAGAGAUGAAAUCCCAGUAUCUGAAAGUCCCAGCACAGGAGUUGGUAGCAGGGAGUUGAAAGCACAGAGGCCAUUCAGCUGCUCCUGGUGAUUUUUAAAAGGUGAGCAGUAUUUACUAAAUCUUACCAUUUUUUGGCCUGAAUACGGCCUUUGACAAUAAUGUCACAAGGAACUUGUUCUGGUACAAUUCCAAACCCCACAGCUGUGUUUGGAACUUCACCUUUUCAGCCUGCAAACUCUCAGUGUUGCACUUUGUCAGGGAUCACCUCAGAGUUCCCUUUCCCCUCAGGACUCUGGAGCAGUGACAGCCCUUGGCUGCUCUCCCCACUUCUAGUGGCAGCUUUUUGGUCCCCAAAUCUGUCAUCUGAGGGACACAGGUAUUUAUUAACCUCUCACACUUCUGGGAGGGGACAGUAUUGAUGCCAUGCUGGGGUCCCUGUGUGCUCUCAGGUUGGAAUCAGGACACUGCAACAACAACUGAAAGAGAAAAAACUUCUUCCUAGAGCCUGAGCCAAUAAACUGACCCUUUCUAAAUGCUUUAGAGGUCUUCUUAAAAUUCUGCCUCUUGCCUGCUGGAAACCACAAGAGAAACUGAAAACUUUCUCCCACUUUUGGUUCAAUGUGUUUACAUAUUUAUAGUGUGAAAUAUAUAUAUAUAUCUAUUGUUCUUCAGCUUGUGUUUCCAUGUGUCCAUUCCAAUAAGCUCUGCUGUUAUUUUGAAGCUUUCUAACACUCUUUAAAGAAGAAAGUGAUCAUUCUACCUGCUUCUACCUGGGAGAUAAGAAUUGGUAAAAGGUAAAAAAAAACCUAAUAACAGAAAGAAAAGUGACACUAACCUGAUGAGACUUGCAAUGGAUAGUUUUAUGUUUGCUUAAAUAAACAAAGAAAUAACGUUU
Molecule: messenger RNA, 4049 nt
Organism: Sturnus vulgaris (Common starling)
Lineage: Eukaryota; Metazoa; Chordata; Aves; Passeriformes; Sturnidae
Gene: VMP1
Product: vacuole membrane protein 1
Source: RefSeq, a predicted model, not a curated record